This is a messenger RNA of Drosophila persimilis, 2406 nucleotides long. It is a transcript of the gene atl, whose product is annotated as atlastin. Gene Ontology annotation, biological process: endoplasmic reticulum organization; protein homooligomerization. Gene Ontology annotation, molecular function: GTPase activity; GTP binding. The coding region runs from base 92 to 1720 and encodes 542 amino acids. NCBI's taxonomy places the organism in Eukaryota, Metazoa, Arthropoda, Insecta, Diptera, Drosophilidae. The record is from RefSeq and is a predicted model, not a curated record. The transcript has 4 exons.
UUGAAAACCCCAAAGCCCAAAAUUUUUGAAGCAGAAUCAGAAAGUAUUUCACACAAGAACGCACACUCCGGAAAGACACGAAGAUAUAGCAAUGGGCGGCUCGGCAGUGCAGGUCAUCAAUGCAUCCGAGGAGCACACAUUUGUGCUCAACGAGGAUGCGCUCAGCGAGGUGCUGAUGCGGGAGGAGGUCAAGGAUCGCUUCGUGUGCGUGGUGUCUGUGGCGGGCGCCUUCCGCAAGGGCAAGAGCUUUCUGCUGGACUUCUUUCUGCGAUACAUGUACUCAAAGUAUGUACGCCACGAUGUGACAGACUGGCUGGGAGAUGAGGCGGAGCCGUUGUCGGGCUUCUCGUGGCGCGGCGGCUCAGAGCGCGACACCACCGGCAUCCUGAUGUGGUCCGACAUAUUCCUGCACGACUAUACCAAUGGCGAUAAGAUCGCCAUCAUUCUGCUGGACACGCAGGGAGCCUUCGACAGCCAGAGCACAGUGCGAGACUGCGCCACGGUGUUCGCGCUGAGCACAAUGCUGUCGUCGGUGCAGAUAUACAAUCUCUCACAGAACAUACAGGAGGACGACCUGCAGCAUCUGCAGCUGUUCACCGAGUACGGCCGCCUGGCGCUGGCCGACACCGGCAAGAAGCCAUUCCAGCGCCUGCAGUUCCUGGUCCGCGACUGGAGUUUCCCCUACGAGGCGGAGUACGGUGCACUGGGAGGAGACAAGAUACUCAAACGCCGGCUGGAGGUGUCCGACAAGCAGCAUCCGGAGCUACAGUCGCUGCGGCGCCACAUCUCCUCGUGCUUCACCGAGGUGGCCUGCUUCCUGAUGCCACAUCCGGGCCUAAAUGUGGCCACCAAUCCAAAGUUCGAUGGCCGACUCACUGACAUCACGCCCGAGUUCAAGAACAGUCUGCGCACCCUGGUACCCAUGCUGCUGGCACCGGACAAUCUGGUCUACAAGGAAAUCAGCGGUCAGCGGGUGCGGGCCCGCGAUCUCAUCCAGUACUUCCAGUCGUACAUGAACAUCUAUAAAGGCAACGAGCUGCCGGAGCCAAAGAGCAUGCUGGUGGCCACGGCCGAGGCCAAUCAUCUGACUGCUGUGGCCGCCGCCAAGGAGCUGUACCAGCAGCUCAUGGAGGAGGUAUGCGGCGGCACGCGGCCGUACUUAAGCACUGCCCACCUGGAGACGGAGCACAUACGGGUCAAGGACAAGGCCCUGUUCCAGUUUGCCACCAAGCGCAAAAUGGGCGGCGAGGAGUUCACCGAGAAGUUCCGCGUGCAGCUGGACGAGGAUCUCGAGGAGGUGUUUGUCAACUACAAAGCGCACAACGAGAGCAAGAACAUUUUCAAGGCGGCCCGGACACCGGCCGUGUACUUUGCCUGUGCCGUCAUCAUGUACAUCCUCAGUGGUAUCUUUGGCCUCGUCGGCCUCUACACAUUUGCCAAUUUCUGCAAUCUGGUGAUGGGCGUAGCCCUGCUGACGCUUGCACUCUGGGCGUACAUCAGGUACAGCGGCGAGUUGAGCGAUUUCGGUGGCAAAUUGGAUGAGUUUGCCACGCUCAUGUGGGAGAAGUUCAUGCGACCCAUCUAUCAUGGAUGCAUGGAGUCGGGCAUCCAUCAUGUGGCCACCCAUGCCACCGAGCUGGCUACGGGAGGAGGCGGUGCUGCCGGCUAUCGCACCCAGUCAUCGGUGAAUGCCUCAAAUGGCAAGGUGAAGCGCUCAUGAGAAUACGCCCAAGCAUCGCAGCACAAAGCGCAGCAUCAGGCGACCAGCAGUAACAGCAACAACAACAAUAAUAAUAAUAAUAACAACAAUGUGGCAUACAAAUCAAGAAAAAAUAGCAACAAAAGUGGAGCUGAGUUCAUAGAGAGCAUUUGGCGCAGAUUUGGCAGCAGCAGCAGCUCCACGAGCACGAACACCCCGUCUCCCCCAACGGCCAUGGCCGCCCCGCCAACGGUCGCCUCUAGCAGCAACAACAACAGUCGCAAGAAACGAAAGCCGAAGCGCAACUAAGUGUCUGUCCAUUGGUGCGAAAGUCCCUUGCCGGAUUCCAACGUCUUUGUAUGAAAGGAAGGAAUCCGAAUCCGAAUCCGAGACCGAAUCCGAGUCCUCUCCCUGAGUUGUAUAAACCGAUACUUUAUAAAGUAGGAUGAAAGAAACACACGUCUAGUUAUUAAUUGCCCCUGAAAGGAACCUGUUUUUAUAUUGCAUUACUUGAAGUGUAGUUGGUCUAUACAUUACUUAUAGUUAAGCGUACAUAAGUGCAUCAUUAGUAAGUGGCUCGUAUCUGUUGAGAGAAAGUGAAAUUUUAAAUUGUUUUUUAUAUAUACUCGUACCAUACACGAUAUGCGUCUAUAAACGAACGGAUAUACGAAAUCUAACGCUGUAAUAUAAAAAAAAUCGCUAACGAA